This is a messenger RNA of Neocloeon triangulifer, 1579 nucleotides long. RefSeq names its product cAMP-dependent protein kinase type II regulatory subunit (gene Pka-R2). NCBI's taxonomy places the organism in Eukaryota, Metazoa, Arthropoda, Insecta, Ephemeroptera, Baetidae. Gene Ontology annotation, biological process: regulation of protein phosphorylation. Gene Ontology annotation, cellular component: cAMP-dependent protein kinase complex. The coding region runs from base 60 to 1202 and encodes 380 amino acids. The transcript has 4 exons. Gene Ontology annotation, molecular function: cAMP-dependent protein kinase regulator activity. The record is from RefSeq and is a predicted model, not a curated record.
UAGAGGUUGUAAGAGAGCAGCCCGGCCAUCUUGGAUUCCGGGGUCUGCAUUCAGUAAAGAUGAAUCGCGGCUCAAUGGACAAAUUUUCGAUCCCGAAUCAACUAAGGGAAGUUCUUCUGGACUUCACAAUCAACUAUCUACUAGAACAGCCACCAGACUUACUCCAGUUCGGCGUCGACUUCUUUACCAAGCUGCGAGAUUCGCGGACUCAAAUUAAGAUCGACGGGUCACCUGAAGAGUCCCUGGUCUCUGGGGAUGAAGAAGUGGAGCCUCCAGUGGGCAGAUUCUCCACCAGACGUAAAUCAGUAUUUGCCGAAACCUACAACCCGGAGGAGGACGAUGAAGAGGAAGGGGUGCGGGCUGUUUACCCAAAAUCAGACGAGCAGAGGCAACGUCUUGCCGAUAGUGUUAAAAAUAUCCUUCUAUUCAGAGCAUUAGACCCGGAGCAAAUGCAAGACGUCUUGGAUGCCAUGUUUGAACGUCGAGUUCAGCCAAACGAAUAUGUCAUCAAGCAGGGAGACGAUGGCGACAACUUUUACGUCAUCGAGUCGGGCACCUACCUGACCUUUGUCAAAUCAGACGGAGACGCAGAACCAAAGGAAGUGUACAAGUACGAAGGCAGCGGCUCAUUUGGUGAGUUGGCCCUGAUGUACAAUAUGCCGAGGGCGGCCACAAUCCAGGCAGCUUCGGAAGGCUCUCUCUGGGCCAUGGACAGGCAAACCUUUCGCCGAAUCCUGCUCAAGUCUGCAUUCAGGAAGCGCAAAAUGUACGAGAGCUUGAUUGAGUCUGUGCCAAUGCUGAAGGCUUUGGAGAUGUACGAACGCAUGAAUUUGGCCGAUGCCCUUGUCCCGAGGAGUUUUGGCCCUGGGGAGGUCAUCAUCAGGCAGGGAGACGCCGCCGACGGCAUGUUUUUUGUCGAGGCGGGUGAAGUGAGCAUCACAGUAGCUGAAGGAGGAAACGAGGCAGAAGUGAACCGCGUCCAGAAGGGCGGCUACUUCGGAGAACUUGCCCUGGUCACCCACCGGCCAAGGGCGGCCACGGCUGUGGCUGUAGACUGCGUCAAGCUUGCUUUCUUAGAUGUUGAAGCGUUCGAGCGACUGUUGGGACCGUGCAUGCAGAUCAUGAAGAGGAGCAUUGAGGAUUACGAGAGCCAGCUGGUGCGCAUCUUCGGCUCCAAGGCAGAUAUCAGCGAUGUUCGAUGAAGCCCCUCGACCUUGAGAGAAGACCAUGAGUAGAUCCCCUCACAACGGCACAAACAUUCCAGGGGCGAUUUUGACGUGAUACUGAAAUAGAGACUCUCUCUAGUCCACAUUCCCACUCACACUGAGCUGCAGCUUAUUAUUGUCUUUUCCCUCUUUGUUGUCAAAUGAAUGUGCUACCAAUCAAACAAAAUAAAUAUAUCUGAAUGUUGACAAGUGGUGCUAAUUUUAUUUAACAAAAAAAGUAUUUUCCAGCCGUUUGGAGCUCACUGUGCUCGUUUUAUUGUGAAGUUUUGUAAUUUUAUCCCCCUUAGGACUACCUAAUUUCAAACCGUAACUGGUGUAAUGCUUUAAAUCAAAAUAAAUGUUUCUUCAUGUGA